Molecule: messenger RNA, 2006 nt
Organism: Rhodofomes roseus
Lineage: Eukaryota; Fungi; Basidiomycota; Agaricomycetes; Polyporales; Fomitopsidaceae
Product: ACBP-domain-containing protein
Exons: 6
Coding region: 264-1646 (460 amino acids)
Biological process (GO): fatty acid metabolic process
Molecular function (GO): fatty-acyl-CoA binding
Source: RefSeq, a predicted model, not a curated record
AGAUGGCCUCGGCUCAGUGUUUCGCCAUGUCACGCAGCCUCGGCGUCGAGCCCGAAAGCAGCUGAUUCUCACAACGACACCAAUGUGCUUCCGACCUUCCCUGGCCAGUCUUCCUGUUACCUCCGACUCCAGGUAGUCACGCUCAAGACAUUGCUCUUUUGCUUUUGCUGUCAUAAGGCUACCGUGUUCUGCUUGCUAUAGCUGUCCUCUCUUCACGACUCUACGACUUUGCUCGGUCGCGCGCUGACACCGAUCCAGACGAGAUGGACUCACGGGAGCUGAUAGAUGCGCAAUUCGACCGCGCAGUGGAGAUUGUCCAGGGCCUACCCAAGAAUGGACCGAUACAGACCGGUUACGAAGAGAAACUGACGAUGUACAGCCUGUACAAACAAGCCACGGUAGGCAAUGUGCAAUCGCCGAGGCCGAGCGUGUGGGAUAUGCUGGGCCGGGCGAAAUGGGAUGCAUGGGCCAAACAUAAGGACUUGGACCCAUAUGAAGCAAAAUGGCUAUACAUCGAGGCCUUGUUGAAGGUAUUGCGGAGGUAUUCCGACAAGACUGUGGCGAUGGACUUAGUGCGGGAGUUGGAGUCGUACACGGGGGACCCUUCAAAUAUUGUCAUGAGUGGCUCGCUGUCUAGGUCCGCUGGAUCUAGCUCUUCCGGAUCGACAAUUUCCGACGAUCAUCCCGCCGCACCUUACCAACCUGGCGCCCUGCCUGCACACCUGCGCAACGCCCAGAGCGCAGGACUUACGGUCCCAGGCCAAAUGCCUGACCCUCGGACAGACGAAAGCAGCUCUGAGGAUGGCGAAGAAGAGAAUGAUGAAGUUCCCCCUGUUCCAUCUGUGUACGCGCAAAGCCAAAUGAAUCGCCCACAAUCCUCCAUGUCUUCGCGCCGCUACCGCACACCUAUGGCAGGAUCUACCAUGAUAUCACCUCCUCCUGUGGGUAUGAAUAUACCCGCUAUCCAGCCUCUUCCCGAGUUCCAGACAGAGUCAGCGUUCGCGGGUCCGUCUGCGUCCUCUGGGUACAACCAGAGUCUCACAUCCUAUCGCGACCGUGCACCAAUGACACCGCCCAGUGACCGCACCUCCGAGUACCACCAUCCGCCGGUCGCGUACAGACCCGCCAGCCAGCAGCAGCAACGCCGGCCAUAUGCCAGUAUACCCAGUGUGCAGCCGAGACCACCUUCGCGACCCUCGUUGGAACGAGCGGUCGAGCACGUACAGGCGACCCUUGUCGCCUUGACGGAGCGGAUAGAGGCGCUGGAGGCCGUCGCUCGACGCUCUACGACCUCUUUCUCCCUACACGGGAGCAGCUCUCCGUGGGCCUCGGGUCAACAAACCGGCGUGGACCUAGAUGACAUGGGCAUGUGGUCGCUGGCCCUUCACCCUCUUGCUCAUGCCACCACCCUCGCAAGACAUCUGGCAGCGUUCCUCGCGACCAGUCGCGGCCGCUCGCCGACGUUCAUCGUAGUCCGUCGGCUCUUUCUUGACAUAUCAUUCCUGCUGUGUCUGUUGGCGCUUAUGAAGGCGGCAUGGAGGCGAAGUGGGAUGCGGCGAAGGGAGGUCCUGGCUGCGUUGGCCGGGCUGUGGCGGGCUAUUGCUGGUCAAUCACCGCCGCGGAGGCUCGUAAAUCGAGGAGUAUGAGGAUCGCUUAUAUGCUCGCUAUGUACAUACUGCGACUCUUACGGAACAGGAACAUACUCUUUGCUAGCUACAUCUCGGAGGAUUCUUCACUAGUCGGACUGUGACUUGUUACGGUGUAGAGGUUCCGUCCGAGUCAUACAAGACUAUGUUUGGGUGGCUCUCGGGAUAUGACCGUGCACAGGGGCGCACAGUUCCGCACAACUAUUUGCACACAGCGGAAACACUGAUACGUAACACGAGUACAAGCCCACCAAGAGCUGCAGUCGGAGGACUCAGCAGGGAGAGGUAGCACUGAGCGCCCAUACAAUAGACGGGGGUCGGCGGCCCGCGAAGCCAGAGGCCCUGUGCCUGCCAGAUCCA